This is a messenger RNA of Puccinia triticina, 1338 nucleotides long. RefSeq lists its product as uncharacterized. The coding region runs from base 1 to 1338 and encodes 445 amino acids. The transcript has 8 exons. Gene Ontology annotation, biological process: branched-chain amino acid catabolic process. The record is from RefSeq and is a predicted model, not a curated record. Lineage: Eukaryota; Fungi; Basidiomycota; Pucciniomycetes; Pucciniales; Pucciniaceae. Gene Ontology annotation, molecular function: oxidoreductase activity, acting on the aldehyde or oxo group of donors, disulfide as acceptor.
AUGAUAUCAGGACUGCUGAGGAUAAAUCGACUGAGAAGAACGACGACGAGAAGCCAUGCUCGACUGGCGCAGCUGCACCAACAACAAACGACAUUUCGGCCGAGGUCAUUGUCUACCACUCCCUCCAGUUCUCAAGAACAGCAGCAGCAAAUCCUAUUCGAUCCCCUCAUCCCCCUCAAAAUCCUUAACCCCGUAGGUAAAAAGAACUCGACCGAUCCUCCAAACACUCCCUUACCUCAUCUCGAUCAACUCGAAAACGAAUCAUUCGCCACCAAAGUAUACGGAAUCAUGCUCGGGCUACCCAUCUUGGAUACAUUUAUGAGCAACUUACAGCGGCAUGGUCGGAUCUCAUUUUACAUGACGAGCUAUGGAGAAGAAGGAGCCGUCGUAGGUUCAGCGGCGGCCCUGGGUGACCACGAUGAGGUGUUUGCUCAAUAUAGAGAACAGGGUAUUCUACUCUGGAGGGGCUGCAGUCUGGAUUAUUUGAUCGCACAAUGUUUUGGAUCGAUGGAAGAUGAAAGUUCGAAGGGACGUCAAAUGCCGGUGCACUACGCCUCGAAGAAGCAUUACUUCCACUCCAUCAGCAGUCCCUUGGCCACGCAAAUCCCCCAGGCUGCCGGGGCGGCAUAUGCACUCAAACGAACGAGACAGAAGGGCGAACGGCUGGACGAUUGUGUGGUAUGCUACUUGGGCGAGGGCGCCGCUAGCGAGGGCGACUUCCAUGCCGGCAUUAAUAUGGCUAGUGUCUUGGGAGGCCCAAUCGUCUUUUUCGUCAGAAACAACGGGUUUGCAAUCUCUACCCCGUCCUCUCAGCAGUUCAAAGGAGACGGAAUCGCCUCUCGAGCUGCUGGAUAUGGUAUCGAUGCGAUCCGAGUGGAUGGGAAUGACCCUUUAGCAGUCUAUCUAGCCACCAGGGAAGCCCGUCGACGGGCGCUUGAAGGCGCCGGCAGAGCGGUGAUGGUGGAAGCGAUGACUUAUCGAGUUGGACAUCACAGCACUAGUGAUGAUUCGAGUGCGUAUCGGAACCCGAACGAGGUCGACCAAUGGAGGAAACGAGAUAAUCCUAUCAAUCGAAUGAGGGCUUUCUUGGAAUCUAAGGCUUGGUGGGACCCCGUUAAGGAAGAAGAUCGGAUCAAACAAUGGAAAACUGAUAUCUCGAAAUCUGUCAAAAGGGCUGAAAAGAUGCCCAAACCAUCAUUAGCAAACAUGUGGACGGACACUUAUGGGACUGAACAAAUACAUUUAGAUCAACAAAGACUUGAGAGUCAACGGAUCAUCGAGAAGUAUUCCGAGUAUCCGGUCUACAAAGAAGAACUGAAGAGAUUCUCGAAAGCUUGA